AUGGCUGACCUUACACCACCUUCAUCUCACAAUUCGACUCCUGUCCGACCAUCAAAUGAAGAUCAUCCACCUUCUCCAACUGCUGGAUUAUCGUCCUUGAGGCCGCAUCCAUUGACCAAGACGACCUCCAUGGACGUCGAUCAUAAUCUUUCAGGAACCGAGUCGGGAAGCGAAGAUGAAUUAGAUAUGGUUGAUCAACACGAUAUCGAAGGUGAAGACGUCGCUGAAGGUGAAGGUGGAAUUCAAAGGGAUGAAAUAAUGAGUUCUGAUGAAGAUGAACGAGAUGAUCAAGAAGGAGAAGGUCAAGGGAAAGGUAAAGCUAGAGAAGAAGUAAGGGAUACUAGCGGAAAAAAGAGUAAAGGACGAAAUAGACGAUCAAGAAAAUACGCCAGACCGGGUUCUGGAUUACCUGGGCCAUCAGGUAAAUCCGCCCGUGGAGCAGGAGCAGGAGGCAAGAAAGAUGGUGAUUUAUAUGAAAGUGAUAUUGUCAACAGGUGGAAUCGAGAAAUCGGUGAUGUCUGCUCUGAAGGAGUUGCUAAUCCUACCAGAGGUAACCCUUCCAUUUCGGAAACAGUCGCUCUCGUCACUUCAUAA
Messenger RNA from Kwoniella shivajii, 594 nucleotides. RefSeq lists its product as uncharacterized. The transcript has 3 exons. The coding region runs from base 1 to 594 and encodes 197 amino acids. The record is from RefSeq and is a predicted model, not a curated record. Lineage: Eukaryota; Fungi; Basidiomycota; Tremellomycetes; Tremellales; Cryptococcaceae.